GCGGGGAAGUAAACGCGCGAUAGGCGCACCCAGCCCCCCCGUCGCGAACCGGUGACCGAAUCUAUUAACUCGGUAGGCCAACCAACGACCGUCCGGUUGAGCCGACUCGCAUAAUAGAGUCGGUUGUCCCAUCACUAUACUCCAGCAGGGCCGCCAGGUAGACGGGGGCUCCUGCGCAGACACGAUGCGCAUAGUUCCCUUUGCGCAGAUGUCUGUGGACGCGGCCGACUGGGAACUGGAGCCCAGCACGAGAGGAGCGGGUCUUUGCCUUCGCUCUGGCUUUGCCACUGGUUUUGCCUCUGCCGCUCAUUGUUAGAGUGUUUUAGGGUAGGAAGUGUCUCUGAACUCGUCAAACCCUCCUUUAUAUGUCCGCGGAGCGGGCGGGACGCCUGACGCGCGCACCAACCAGAGAAGAGGCUCCAUGCGCGAAGACAGAGGAAGCGAGCUCACAGUUUUUGGCGGACAGUUUGAAAUCGUUUUCCGCCAAUGAGCAGCGGAGACUCGCUUGUAGAGUCGCGGCUGAGCUCCAGGAGGAGUCCUCCACCAAUCAGGGGCCGGAGGUCUGAAUCAGCGUCACCGCUCCUCAGCCGGUCCACAAUUUAAGAGCCGAGUGUCUCCUCUGAAAGUUCACUUCUCUUGACCAGAGCGAGACGAGUCUAUCAUGGCACGAACCAAGCAGACCGCCCGUAAGUCCACCGGAGGCAAAGCCCCCAGGAAGCAGCUGGCCACCAAGGCUGCCCGUAAGAGCGCCCCUGCCACCGGCGGCGUGAAGAAGCCUCACCGUUACAGGCCCGGUACCGUGGCUCUGAGAGAGAUCCGUCGCUACCAGAAGUCCACGGAGCUGCUGAUCCGCAAGCUGCCCUUCCAGCGUCUGGUGAGAGAAAUCGCUCAGGACUUUAAGACCGACCUGCGCUUCCAGAGCUCCGCCGUUAUGGCUCUGCAGGAGUCCAGCGAGGCUUACCUGGUGGGCCUGUUCGAGGACACCAACCUGUGCGCCAUCCACGCCAAGAGGGUCACCAUCAUGCCCAAAGACAUCCAGCUGGCCCGUCGCAUCCGCGGGGAACGAGCUUAAACACCCUGAUUCUAAUCUCAACAACGGCUCUUUUAAGAGCCACCUCACUCUCUGUAAAGCACUCGUUCCUUUACGUACCAUACCAUACGUGUACCAUAUACAUAAACUCAUAAUUUUAGAAAAGCUGUCAAUCCAGAACUUUCAGAAUCUGUCUUUAAUUGUGUAGAUGUUUAUAAUGGAUGUCCUCAACGUCAAAGUGCCCCAGCUAAUAAUAAUCUCAACCAUUUUUUUACUGCUGUCAUAAGGACUGUAAGGUGUGUGGGUGAUAUUGAUAUUACUUUGUUGGACUGGUGCAUAUCCAGCAAGUCAGCAGGUAUUCACACCAUUUACUCUAUACUGAAUUACAUCUUCUAAGCCCGGGGUCUUAAACUCAAUUCAGGUGCGGACUAAGGCCAUGAACAGAAGUCCUUUGUUUUGAAGAGUCUAUGAGAUAGAGUUGACCGCCCUCCCUUCUCAGGACACAGCUGCAAACUAACAUUUUGUGUCAUUCUGCUCUUUGCUCGUCAGGGUCAACAACUAAACGGUCCUUUUAAGGGCCCCGCACUCUCUGUAAAGAGCUGAUAUCCUAUUUAAAUCAUUAGUCAUCAAAAUUAAUGCUGAUAUCAGUUCUGGCUGAACAACGCACAGACUUUUGUAGAGAGACUACAACUACGUAUUGAUUGAGAUCUAAUACUUAUGUUUCAACUCUCCUGGCAGGUCUCCCUGCUACCGCCAUUCGACCUCUGUAGCUCAUCCAGAAUGCAGCAGCUUGACAUCAUUGGUGUUGUAUUCAGGGUUUUUGACUUCAACAGCCACCACAAUAAUUCUGCUGUAUUAUAAAGACCAAUACAUCCAAACCAGAUUGUCAAAAAUGGUUCAUUGUCUUCAUUCAUGGGUCAAACACCUCUUGAUUGUAGUGUGAUAUUAUGGAGGUUAUGAAAUGUCUUAAAAUAGGCCCAAAUAGUUAAUGAUCAAAAACAUGUAAAUGAAAUGGUGGAUUCCAAGAUAUUUUGACUUUGUUUUAUGCCCGUUAUGUUGGUGUGAAACCUUUUACAUUGAUGUUAAAUGUUUCCUUGAUACUUGGUGAGGGAUUUUAUUGCUAUUUUUGCCUUACCCGCCUUACAUUAAAACAGCCACUCACUUAAUUUACAAACUAUUUUCUGAUAUGUUUUGAACAGUACGUGAAAGAAAUUAUAAUGGUCAAAAUUCCACCAUCAACCAAGGAGACGCAGAGUAAACGUGCUCACAGCUCACA
Messenger RNA from Gasterosteus aculeatus aculeatus (three-spined stickleback), 2306 nucleotides. RefSeq names its product histone H3. Gene Ontology annotation, cellular component: nucleosome. NCBI's taxonomy places the organism in Eukaryota, Metazoa, Chordata, Actinopteri, Perciformes, Gasterosteidae. Gene Ontology annotation, molecular function: protein heterodimerization activity; DNA binding; structural constituent of chromatin. The record is from RefSeq and is a predicted model, not a curated record.